This is a messenger RNA of Eurytemora carolleeae, 1531 nucleotides long. RefSeq names its product arylsulfatase B. The coding region runs from base 68 to 1441 and encodes 457 amino acids. The record is from RefSeq and is a predicted model, not a curated record. The transcript is spliced from 20 exons. Lineage: Eukaryota; Metazoa; Arthropoda; Copepoda; Calanoida; Temoridae.
GAAAAACAAAAACCGAGAGAAAAAAUUAUCAAGAGAUGGAAACAGUCCUCCGCAUAUCAUCUUCUUGAUGGCUGAUGAUCUUGGUUGGAAUCAUGUUUCAUGGCAUAAUCCUGAUAUAUAUACUCCAAGAAUGGAGAAACUCUCUGCUGAUGGAAUAAGACUGGAGAAAUCCUAUGUUCAUGCUAAAUGUACUCCAUCCAGGGCAGCUUUUAUGACCGGCAGAUAUGCUUGGAGGUUGGGAACUCAAAGUGGAGCAUUCUCGAGAUACCAGCCGAUUGGACUAAACACAUCAAUUAAGAUUUUGCCUGAGUAUCUGAAAGAAGCAGGAUAUGCUACACAUAUGGUUGGAAAAUGGCAUUUGGGAUACUGUAAUGAAGCUUAUCUUCCAAACCAGAGAGGGUUCGAUACAUUUUUUGGACAGUAUAGUCAUGUUACAAAUUAUUAUACAAGGGAAGUUGAUGUAGGUGAGAAGAAGUUUGAAAAUGAUCAUAAAGGAUAUGAUUUUAGAGAAAACGACAAGGUUUCAUAUGAAGGUUUGGGGGAGUUUUCCACAGAUCUAUUCUCCAGGAAGGCUGUAAGUGUAAUUGAGGCGCACAACAGUUCCAGACCUUUGUUUUUGUACGUUCCAUUUCAGGCCCCUCAUGCACCAAUUCCUACACCCCCUGAAAAAUACAGGACUCUUUACAAAACGAGGAUUCUCGGAGAUAAUGUUAGCCAAAACAUAGCUGCAACUAUUUCUGCUUUGGACGCUGCUGUAGGAAAUAUUUAUGAUGCCCUUAAAAGAACAGGACUGUAUAAAAACUCAGUUCUGAUUUUUACAUCGGAUAAUGGGGGAGGACAGGGAUAUAGUUCAAAUAAACCUCUCAAAGGUCACAAAGGACAGUUGUAUGAGGGAGGUGUGAGAGGAGUAGGGUUUAUUAAUAGUCCUUUACUCAGACAAUCUGGAAUAUCCCACAACAAAUUGAUGUUUAUAACAGACUGGUUUUCUACACUUCUUAAUCUAGCUUCGCUCAAAUCUAAGAUUCCCAAAGAUACAGAUUCUAUUAACAUGUGGCCGGGGUUGGAAAGAAAUUCUAGGUCCACAAGAAGUAGGAUAAUUCUAAACAUUGACCAGGAUAACUAUGAAGGAUUGUGGUCUGGUGCUGUAAUAGAUGGAAAAUACAAACUUAUUUGGGGUCAAGACAGUCUGCUGGAAGCAAAGAAACCUGAGGCAAGCUGUAAUCUGGAAUUGUACAAUUUACAGAAGGAUCCUUGUGAAAAAGCAAACCUGGCAGCAGCUGGAGGUGGUAAGAAGAAGAAGAUUGGAGAACUGAAAACUAUAUUGAUGAAGGAGUUUAGAAGUAGACUGGUUGAAGAUAACUCCCCUAAACCUAGUAGGGCAGGAUUUCCCAGCAACUGGGGAGGAGUUCUUUCCUCAGGAUGGUGUGAUGCCGUUAUAUAAUCAACUAGCUGUUAAGUGCCUUGCCUUGCCAGUGGAAUUUUGAAGGAAAAUAUUAAAUAUUAAACAAAUAUAUCGAUUUUGAAAAAAUAA